This is a messenger RNA of Puccinia triticina, 1716 nucleotides long. RefSeq lists its product as uncharacterized. Gene Ontology annotation, molecular function: metal ion binding. The record is from RefSeq and is a predicted model, not a curated record. The transcript has 3 exons. Gene Ontology annotation, cellular component: mitochondrion. The coding region runs from base 1 to 1716 and encodes 571 amino acids. Lineage: Eukaryota; Fungi; Basidiomycota; Pucciniomycetes; Pucciniales; Pucciniaceae.
AUGAGCACUCGACGAUGGACCAAUCAGUCAUUCAAAUCAUUCAAACCCCUCAACCGGGCCUACCUCAACCUCGGUCAGAAAACUACUCCGCUUCCCGCCAGACGGUCUCCCUACAGCACUCUGCACGCUGGGAUCCAGCAAGAAACGAGGAUCUCAACGCUUCCUAAUGGGAUCAGAGUGACGACAGAAGCUACACCGGGGCACUUCAUCGGCGCAGGCGUUUAUGUGGAUGCUGGUAGCCGGUACGAAAGUGCCUAUCUGAGGGGCGCAACUCAUUUAACUGAUCGGAUGGCCUUCAAGAGCACUCACAAUCGGACAACAGAACAAAUGUCGUUAGAAAUAGAACAAUUGGGUGGCUCAUUCUUUGCCUCCUCUGGCCGAGACACGGUCCUUUACCAAGCCACUUCCUACCCGGACUCCUUAUCCUCGGUACUCUCCGUGCUCUCCGACACGGCAUUGAACCCACUUUUGAAGGAUACUGAACUCGCGGUCGAACAGGAAGCCGCAGAAUGGGAAGUGAACGAGAUCAGCAAGAAGCCGGAAUACAUGAUCCCUGAAAUCUUGCACGAGACCGCCUUCCCUAACAAUACGCUAGGUUUGCCCUUAAUUUGUCCCAAGGAUCGCAUCCAUUCGAUCACCCCGGAAGUCCUAUGGUCCUACCGCUCGAUGUUCUUCAAACCUGAAAGGAUCGUUGUCGCUGGUGUCGGAGUCGAUCACGAUUAUUUCGUCUCUCAUGCCGAACGAUACUUUGGGAAUUUCCAAUCUGUCAACCCCACCGUCCCUUUGAACAAAAGCUUUGGUUCCGCUAUCUCAUCAGCUACGGCUGCUGCUGCGGGUGUAAUCGCAUCAAGUCUCUCAAAUCCAACAACCAGCUCAAAAUCGUCACUCUCAAAAACCUUUGCAACCACUACCAACGCCUCGCCAGUCGACCUGACGACAGGAAAAUCAUUAGAAUCCUUCGAAGAACUAAUCAGUGCCAAACCAAUCUAUAAAGGUGGCGAGAUUAGAAUCCCUGGAAAGACAGAGAGCAAUCUUGCCCAUAUCUACAUCGGAUUCGAGGCUCCAAGUGUCCACAACGACGAUCUCUAUGCGAUCGCUUGUACACAUAUCAUGCUUGGAGGGGGCUCCUCAUUCUCUGCUGGAGGGCCGGGGAAGGGGAUGUACUCGCGGCUGUACACCAACGUACUCAACCCGCAUCCGGAGGUAGACUUCUGCCAGGCCUUCCACCAUACCUACGCCGACGCCGGCUUGUUUGGAAUCGCGAUGGCAGUCGCGCCCGAGUUCGCUAACCAUGUCCCCCAGAUCAUCGCCUCUCAGCUCGACUUGAUAUCCCGCGACCAGUCCCGGGGCGGGAUCACUGAGGCCCAGCUCAGGAGAGCCAAGAAUCAGCUUCGUAGCACGAUGAUGUACGGCUUGGAAAGUAGACUGUUGCAGGUCGAAGAUCUUGGUCGGCAGGUCCAGACCGCUGGUCGAAAGAAACCAUGGCCGGAGGUGUGGGAGCGUAUCGAAUCACUAACGAUCAAAGACAUCCAUCGAGCGGUCUCCAAAAUUAUCCGCCCCGGAACAUCGCGCCAAUCGUCAUCAGAUGGCAAGACGUUCUCGGGCGAGCCGACGAUCGUGGCCACCGGGAUGAUCGAGCGGCUGGGAGAUAUCAAGGAGCUUUUCGCUCGGUACGGGAUCGGCGCUUCAGCCCCGCGCUCGAAUCGGCUUUGGUAG